ACGUUAUAUGUGUGUGUAAUGUCUCCAUUUGUGUGUGUAUAGAACACACACAAUCAUGACGGCGAAGAAGCACUCUGCUGCGGCGUCGCUUCAGCAGCAGCCUCUCCUCGCCGACGACCUCUUAGCUCCGCAGCCGCAAUCGACGCAAUACGUCGUCGUUCUCCCCCAAUAUCCUCCGCCUAACCGCCCCCGCCUCCUCCGCAACGCAUGCCGGCGGUGCAUCUUCUGCCUCGCAAUCUUCCUCCUCUUCCUCGUCGCCGCCGCCUACCUCCUCUGGCCGUCCGACCCCGGGCUCUCCGUCGUCCGGUUCCGCCUCGAUCGCCUCAAGUUCCACACCAGCCCCGCAGUGUCGCUCGAUGCGACCCUAGACCUGACGGUUAAGAUUCAGAAUCGGGAUAUGUACUCGUUGGAUUACGAUUCGCUGGUCGUUGCGAUCGGGUACAGGGGGAAGCAGCUCGGAUACGUGACGUCGGAUCGCGGAUCCGUGAAGGCGCGUGAGACCACGUACGUGAACGCCACGCUCCGGCUCGAUGGCGUGGAGAUUCUGACGGACGUGGUUUUGUUGCUUGAGGAUUUGGCGAGAGGCGCGGUUGUCUUUGAUACGACGUCGGAUAUCAGCGGUCGCCUCGGAGUUUUCUUCUUUGACCUGCCUCUCGAGGCAAAAAUACAAUGUGAAGUUCUUGUAAAUACACGGAACCAAACAGUUGCUCGUCAAAGUUGCUACCCUGAGGUGGCGGAAGUGAGAUAGUUUACGGAAUCUGGGAACAGAUAGAAUCCACCACAGGUCUUUGUGCAGUUAUAUAUAUACCCUGAUGAAAAUAUAUGUUUACACUCAUUAUUCAUACUUGUAUUGUAUCAUUCAUAUUUGUAUCAUGAAAUGAACCAUAAACAGAUGCAUCCAGUAAUCUCCAUUCUGCUCAUUAGCUUGGAGUGAAAGUUACCAUUUCUUUGCUUUAA
Salvia splendens (bonfire salvia) is the source of this 957-nucleotide messenger RNA. RefSeq lists its product as uncharacterized. Bases 56 to 748 code for a protein of 230 amino acids. The transcript is spliced from 3 exons. The record is from RefSeq and is a predicted model, not a curated record. Gene Ontology annotation, biological process: defense response to other organism. NCBI's taxonomy places the organism in Eukaryota, Viridiplantae, Streptophyta, Magnoliopsida, Lamiales, Lamiaceae.